ACGCGCUUCUGAGUGGUUAUCAUGGGCUUCAUUGCCUUUCUGAAGACCCAGUUCAUAGUUCACCUCCUCAUUGGGUUCGUCUUUGUUGUGAGUGGACUGAUCAUUAACUUCAUUCAGCUAUGCACGCUAGUCCUCUGGCCCAUAAACAAGCAGUUUUAUCGCCGAGUAAACUGUCGCCUUGCCUAUUCGCUUUGGAGCCAGUUGGUAAUGCUGCUGGAAUGGUGGUCAGGCACAGAGUGCACCUUGUUCUCAGACGAGGCCACGGUGAACACCUUUGGGAAAGAACACGUCAUCAUCAUCUUGAAUCACAACUUUGAAAUCGACUUCUUGUGCGGCUGGACUAUGACAGAGCGCUUCGGCGUGCUAGGGAGUUCCAAAGUUCUUGCUAAGAGAGAGCUGCUAUAUGUGCCCCUAAUUGGCUGGACGUGGUACUUCCUUGAGAUUGUUUUUUGCAAAAGGAAAUGGGAAGAAGACAGAGAUACGGUUAUUGAAGGUUUAAAACGUUUGGCUGAUUAUCCUGAAUAUAUGUGGUUUCUUCUGUACUGUGAAGGAACUCGUUUUACGGAGACCAAGCAUCGUAUCAGUAUGGAGGUAGCUGAAUCCAAGGGGUUGCCUAAACUGAAAUACCACCUGUUGCCCAGAACCAAAGGUUUCACCACUGCUGUCCAGUGUCUCAGGGGAACAGUUUCAGCAGUGUAUGAUGUAACACUAAAUUUCAGAGGAAACAAGAACCCGUCUUUAUUAGGAAUUCUCUAUGGAAAGAAAUAUGAAGCAGAUAUGUGUGUAAGGAGAUUUCCUCUGGAAGAUAUCCCUCAAGAUGAAAAGGAAGCUGCCAACUGGCUUCAUAAGCUUUACCAGGAAAAGGAUGCUUUGCAAGAGAUGUAUAAUCAGGAAGGCAUAUUUCCUGGCCAGCAGUUUAAACCUCCUAGGAGACCAUGGACUCUCCUAAACUUUCUUUUUUGGGCCACAGUUCUCCUCUCUCCUCUCUUCACAUUUGGCUUUGGAGUUUUUGCAAGUGGAUCACCUCUCCUUAUCCUUGCAUUCCUUCUGUUAUAUUUUAAAGCUUCCUUUGGAGUUCGUAGACUGAUAGGAGUAACUGAAAUAGAAAAAGGCUCCAGCUAUGGCAACCAAGAAUUCAAGAAAAAGGAAUAACUGACAGCUGCAGUUCAGCA
Molecule: messenger RNA, 1172 nt
Organism: Gavia stellata (red-throated loon)
Lineage: Eukaryota; Metazoa; Chordata; Aves; Gaviiformes; Gaviidae
Gene: AGPAT3
Product: 1-acylglycerol-3-phosphate O-acyltransferase 3
Exons: 8
Coding region: 22-1152 (376 amino acids)
Cellular component (GO): endomembrane system; endoplasmic reticulum
Molecular function (GO): 1-acylglycerol-3-phosphate O-acyltransferase activity
Source: RefSeq, a predicted model, not a curated record